This is a messenger RNA of Cucurbita pepo subsp. pepo (vegetable marrow), 1194 nucleotides long. RefSeq lists its product as uncharacterized. Gene Ontology annotation, molecular function: ubiquinone binding. Gene Ontology annotation, cellular component: mitochondrion. Gene Ontology annotation, biological process: cellular respiration. The record is from RefSeq and is a predicted model, not a curated record. NCBI's taxonomy places the organism in Eukaryota, Viridiplantae, Streptophyta, Magnoliopsida, Cucurbitales, Cucurbitaceae.
CACAAAGGGACCGGCAAAAUCUAAAACCGUAGAAUUCUGCCUUCCAUUGUAUAUGCUACAACAUCUGGAUCGUGUUCCGUUCCGAUUCAUUAACGGCGAAGGGAAGAUUUGUUCGUGAUUGCUAUUUGCGUUUUACCGCCAAAUCUUUGUUGCUAUCAACGAGCGUGUGCUUUCGAGAAACAGUCAAGGUUUUUACCACCAGGGACAUCAAUGCCGCCGUUUCUGUCUACCUCGAAGGUCGUUGAGUCAUUGAUUUCACGUAGAGGUGGUAUCAGACAUGCGAUUAAAUACGCAACGUGCAAUGCCGAGCCGUGGAAGUAUCGGAACGGUCGGCAUUUAAGGUGUAUUCCCGGUGUUGAGACCUCGUCGACUUAUAGACUGUUCGAUCAGAAUCGUAAGGUUUUUUCCGAGAGCUUCCGUGAUAUUAGGGCUGUACAAUCGAGGCGAUUUCUUGGCUGUGGAGACGGGGAAGAGGCCGGCGUUUUAUCCAAAAUUUAUGAGGAGAGGCGCGUAAUGGGGUAUUCUCCGGAACAGUUAUGUGACGUAGUUGCAGCUGUAGACUUGUAUCAUGAUUUUGUUCCUUGGUGCCAGCGGUCAGAGGUGCUCAAAACAUAUCCCGAUGGAUCCUUUGAUGCUGAACUGGAGAUUGGCUUUAAAUUUCUAGUUGAGAGUUACAUUUCACGUGUAGAGAUAAACAGACCAAAAUCUAUAAAGACUACAGUAUCUCAAAGCGCGCUUUUUGACCACUUGAUAAAUACUUGGGAGUUCAAUCCAGGACCAGUUCCAGGGACUUGCAACCUUUACUUUUUAGUAGAUUUUAAGUUCCAGUCGCCACUUUAUCGACAGGUGGCUUCAGUGUUCUUUAAGGAGGUCGUCUCAAAACUGGUUGGUUCAUUUAAUGACCGCUGCCGUUUGAUAUAUGGGCCAGGGGUUGCAGUCCUUGAAAAUUCAUAUAACCAAAGAGCUUAGAUUUGUUGAAGUUUUUCAUCAGAUGUAUCAUUUGAUUGAGGAGAUUUAACGAGAAUUAUGUUAGAAUGUCAAGACUCCUCAUAGAGAGCAGACAGGGGAGUAGGAAAAGUAUCAUAAAUUUGAUUGAUUUAUGCAUACCUUGUGGGUAAUUUGCGGCUUGCUUAGUUUGCUGCCCGUCAAAGGAUAUCUUAAUUAUUUGAAUGAAAUACAAGUCUUCUACGAACA